Molecule: messenger RNA, 3327 nt
Organism: Phytophthora sojae
Lineage: Eukaryota; Oomycota; Peronosporomycetes; Peronosporales; Peronosporaceae
Exons: 5
Coding region: 1-3327 (1108 amino acids)
Molecular function (GO): protein binding
Source: RefSeq, a predicted model, not a curated record
AUGUCCGCGUUGCUGCGCGUCGCUGCGUCCGCGGCUGCGCGCGGCGCCGCCUCCGCCCGCGCGCCCAUCGCGGCCGCCACCGCCUCGCACCUGCAGGGCGCGCUGCUCUCGCCACCUCCUCCAUCUCAGACGCGCGCCGUCUCGCAGAGCCCCGUGCUGCUCAAGCGCAAGGGCGGCGCGUCGGCCCACGUGGUCAAGACGUCGAGCUGGAACCGCAGCAAAGGCAACAAGAGCCACACCGCACUAAGUACGAAGCAGAAGCUCAAGAAGGACACGGCGCCGCACCGCUCGCACCUCGAGCGCAUGCGCGACCUCAAGGCCGGGGAGCGCGCCAACGCGCGCAACGCCAAGGAGUGGGCGGCGCUCGAGCGCAACGAGGAGCUCAACAAGGAGCUGGACGAGGUCUUUGAGUACAUGGACAAGUCCGGCCCGCUGGGCGAUUACGUGUACGAGCCCGAGCCGAGCCUCGAGGACGUGGACGAGCUCGACGCGCUCGCCAAGCUCAACGCCAUCGCGCGAGCCGACCCGGACAUCAUGAAGGAGGUCGGUGAGACACAGCGCGCGGCCGCAGCUGCCUCGGGGGCGGACGUUGAAGUUGAAGUUGAAGGGGAUGGGCAAGUGCAACACGAGCUGGCGGUCAACGACUACAACUUUCUGUUGCGCGUGUAUGCUGUCAAGGGCCUGUAUAAGGAGGCCAACGCGCUCUUAACCAGGAUGGAGAAGAACCUCGAGCCCAUUGCCGCGGACAAGACCGUGGUACCGGUUAAGCCCUCGGACUGCACGGAGCUGGCGCUCAUGGACGCGCUGGAGAGCGUGCCCCACGUGAUCCCGCCCAACGCCAAGUCGUAUAUGCUGUACGCGACAGCUUUAGGAGUCGACGGCCAGGCGGCGCACGCUGUGCGCGUCAUUGGGCGCAUGAAGGAGCGUGGAGUGCUGCCGGACGUGUCAGUUUACAACGCCGUCAUGCGCGCGUGCUCCAAGGCUGGGCGCGUGUCCUGGGCGUACAAUGUCAUGGAGAAGAUGCAGGUGGCGGGGCUCGUGCCGGACCGCGCGUCGUUUACUAUUCUCAUGAACGCGGCUAUUGCCGAGGGGGACCUGGACAAGGCCUUUGAGACCUUCCACUUGAUGCGGACGCACGUGGCGGAGCCGGACGAGAUCGCCUUCAGCUGUCUCAUCAACGGAUUCGCGCGCGAAGGCCGCGUGGAGCGCGCGCUCAACUUGCUCGAGGAUCUGCUGGAGUGCGGUCUUACGCCGUCCCUGGUGACGUUUAACACGCUGAUGAACGCGUGCGCCAAGUCGCACUACUACGCGCACAAGGCCAUCGACUUUUACUACGAGAUGCAGGAGCUGUACGACUACGUGCCGGACCUGUACUCGUACACGACGGUGCUGCACGCGUGUGCCAAGCACGGCGACUUUAUCCAGGCGGAGCAGAUCAUCCGACACAUGGAGCGUCACCACGUGCCCAUGACCGAGUUCGUGUACAACACGCUCUUCAACGUGUACGCGCGCGCGCAGAUCAGGUCCAUUGUGGAUAAGGCCCCGCGCAACCAGAAGGCGCCUCCCCCGCCAGAGCCGAUCUACCAGGAGCCGCUCGAGUGGGAUGAUGAGGGCAACGAGGUGGACCUAACGCGCCCGGGCAAGGAGACUUUUUCGCUGAAGAACGCCAAUUACGACGGACGCUUUGACGAAGAUGGAGAGGAGGAGGAAGGGGAGAGCUACAAGCUGAGUCCGGAGGCCCUCGCGCAGGUGGAGGAGCUGCGGAAGAAGGACAAGGCCGAUCACGAGGAGAUGCUGGCGGAGACGACGGACCUGGUCAAGACGGAGCGGAGUAUGGAGGUUUACGGCGAGGAGGACGACCAUCUCUUCGCUGACAGCGAAGAAUCGCUGGACUUUGAGCUCACGCCGAUGGACCUGCAGGACUUUGGCAAGUUCCAGACGCUCAACAUCAAGCGCGCGGAAGUGCGGUUCCACGAGAUGACCUUCGAGAAGGGCCUCAAGCCGUCCCUCAUCACGCUCAACUCCAUGCUGGCGGUGUAUUCGAACGCGCUGCGUCUACGCUCGGCAGAGGUCUUCCUGGACGAGACGUUCUCCAAGUUCGAGCUCAAGCCCAACAAGUUCUCGUACCGCAGCAUGAUGCAGAUGUACGUGCGUGCCAAGCGGACAACUCAAGCCGAGAAGCUGCUGGAGCGUGUGCGUUCGGAGAUUGAGAACGGCGACCUGGAGCCCGACGAGGUAACUUUCGGCUUCUUGGUGGACCACUACGCCAGGAAGCGCCUGAUGCGCCGCGCGCUCAACACGCUCGAGGACGCCGAUGCGCUGGGCUUGCAGCUGCAGGAGAAGCACCUGAAGAAGAUCCGCGCGCUCACCGAGCGCUACGGCGUGUUCACCGACCUCAUUCCGGAGGACCCGAACGCCGUACUGCUCGCGGGUACGCGCCACAAGCUCAUGGAGAAGCGCAAGGUGCGCGCGCAGGUUUUGGAGUACAACCGCAAGAUCGGCAAGCGCUAUUUGCUGCCUGACACUGAAUAUGCAGUGAAGUGGUUCUACACAGAGUACUCGAAGAACCUGGCGAUCAACUUGUUUUGGAACUAUGAUGAGGAUGAGGACACAUACUUCAGCGUACUUGAUGCUGCAGCAGAACACGGACACUUGGGUAUCGUGAAGUAUCUGGAUAAGGUGUGUAAACUGGUGACACCUGAAGAGAAAGCCAAGCGUGAGGAGCUCUCUAACAUUGACUACAGUGAUCCUGAUUGGGAGUUUGAGGUGGAACAGUCGAGCGUGCCAGGAUGCACGACUGCUGCCAUGGACAAAGCCGCCAGCAACGGACACUUGGACGUAGUUUGCUACCUUCACAACAACAGGACUGAAGGCUGCACGACGGAGGCGAUGGAUGCAGCUGCUAGCCAUGGACAUCUCGACGUCGUGUGCUGGCUUCACAAUCACCGAAUGGAAGGCAAGGACACCUACACGUCGUCGAGUGGUUGCAUGAUAAUCGGAGCGAAGGCUGCACUUCUGAGGCUAUGGAGCUCGCUGCAAGGGGAGGCCACCUACACGUCGUCAAAUGGCUUCAUGAACACCGGGAUGAAGGCUGCACGACAGACGCAAUGGAUGGGGCGGCAGCCUCUGGCCACCUCGAAGUCGUCAAGUGGCUACACAGCAAUCGCUCUUGGCCGACACUUCGAGGUCAUGCUGCUGCUGCACCGGGUGCGAGAUGAAGGUUGCAAGGUAGUAAUGACGAAAGACGAUCUGCUCAUGUCCGAGAUCUUCCAGUGGCUGAUGGUCCACUACCGCGAUGCGAUGUUUGCGGGGUUACAGGCAGCGUAG